AUGGGUUAUUUAAUUGCUUUCUCAACUUAUUUUCUUGUUCUUCUAUUUGUUUCCAUUAAUGGAAAACCUCUAGUGCCUGCAUUGUUUUUCUUUGGAGAUUCUGUUCUUGAUGUUGGCAACAAUAACAAUUUACCUACUAUUAUUCAGGAACACUUACCUUGUGGAAAAGACUUUGUAAAUCACUACCCAACCGGAAGAUUUUCUAAUGGAAAGCUUGUUGUCGACUUCGCAUCUGAAAGUUUGGGAUUUAGCACUUACCAACCUGCUUACCUGAGCUUAUAUUUCAAAGGAAAGAACAUCUUGAAUGGUGCCAACUUUGCCUCAUCUGUUUCUGGUUACCAUAACUCAACGGCCAAACUAUUCGGCACACUUACAUUGGGCCAACAAUUGGAAUUCUAUAAAGAUUACCAAAAACAAUUAAUGAGAAUUGCUGGGAGAUUAAAUGCAUCAUCAAUUAUAUCUGGUGGUAUAUAUAUUGUUGGUGCUGGGAGUGUUGAUUUUUUGAUGAACUAUUACAUAAAUCCAUGUCUUAACAAGUUUUAUAUUCCUCAUCAAUUCGUAGACAUUCUUGUUCAAAACUAUGCCGAUUUCAUUCAGAAUUUAUAUGCACUGGGAGCAAGGAGGAUUGGUGUAGUGACAUUAACCGCAAUUGGUUGCUUCCCAACAUCCAUCAAUAUCUUUGGAUCUCCCGAUGACGACAAGUGUGUAGUUGAAAUGAACAAUGUUGCGGUUUAUUUUAAUCAAAAGCUCUUCUUAAAAUCUGUCAACUUGCGAACAAUGCUUCCAGGCCUCAAUCUGGUCCCCCUUGAUAGCUAUCAACCUCUCUAUAACCUAGCAACUAAACCAUCUGAAUAUGGUACACAAUUUAAUAUGAUAAUUAAGCAUAAUGAGCUAAUUUUGUAUAUUACACUUAAUUGCAAUUUUGAUCCCUUAAAAACAACAACCGGAUAA
Trifolium pratense (red clover) is the source of this 951-nucleotide messenger RNA. Its product is annotated as GDSL esterase/lipase At5g22810-like. Gene Ontology annotation, molecular function: hydrolase activity, acting on ester bonds. NCBI's taxonomy places the organism in Eukaryota, Viridiplantae, Streptophyta, Magnoliopsida, Fabales, Fabaceae. The transcript is spliced from 5 exons. The record is from RefSeq and is a predicted model, not a curated record. The coding region runs from base 1 to 951 and encodes 316 amino acids.